Poeciliopsis prolifica (blackstripe livebearer) is the source of this 1969-nucleotide messenger RNA. It is a transcript of the gene calcoco2, whose product is annotated as calcium binding and coiled-coil domain 2. The transcript has 15 exons. Lineage: Eukaryota; Metazoa; Chordata; Actinopteri; Cyprinodontiformes; Poeciliidae. Bases 106 to 1896 code for a protein of 596 amino acids. The record is from RefSeq and is a predicted model, not a curated record.
GUGGCAGUUCCGAGGCGUACGUGAACACCUCAGUCGCUACGUCUGUGAGAAACAGACGGGAAACCACAGGACAGCGUCAACUGUCAACAAAUACGGUGGGUCAGUAUGGAGACCCUCCCAGCGGCGGCGGCAGCGACUGAUCCCCCGGCUCCCACCUUCUCUCAGGUGGUUUUCAUCGACAUCCCGCACUCAUACCCGCCUUCCAGCCCCAUCACCUGCCGCUUCACUCUCAAUGCCGCCUUCCAGCCAAAUCCCAGGGACUGGGUGGGCAUCUUUAAGGUGGGGUGGAGCUCAACUAAGGAUUAUCACACAUUUGUGUGGGUGGAGGCGGUCCAUGAUGCUCAACAGACAGAGAUGAGACAAGCUGUGUUUAAAGAGUACUACCUGCCUAAAGACGAGAUAGAGUUCUACCAGUUCUGCUACAUUGACAGCAGCGGCCAGGUCCGAGGAGCCAGCACUCCUUUCUGUUUCAGAAAUCCAUCCGAACAAAACACAGAGAGCAUCGCAGAUGAUGACCUGCUGGUUAUCACGACUCAGGAGCAAGUUGAACAGAGUCAACGUGAGAAAGCUGAGCUGCAGAAGCAGCUGGAUCUGAUGAGGGCAGAAAACCAAAGCUUAAAAAGCGCUUUGCUGAAGGAUCAGGAGGAUAUCAGCAGCUCCAAGGAGCAGAACGACCAGAGAGAGGCAGAAAUGGCUAAACUGAUCAAAGAAAUGGAUCAGGUGAAGGAGAGCAAUGAAAAACUGAAGAACACACUGCAGCUGCAGAUGAAGGAGAACGACCGCUUAAAGGAGGAGAUGGUGAUUGAAAUGACCAAGCGGAUGGAAAUCCAGAGACAAAACUCCACAGAGCAGGAAAAACUGAGCUCUUUGUCAUCUAGAAGUAAUGAGGAGAAAUAUGAUCGAGCAGUGAUGAAGAUCAAUCAGAUGAAAGAGGAGCGCGAGGAGCUGAAAGGGAAGCUGGAUGCACAAAGUGAUGAGACUGCCAAGCUGAAAGCUAAACUCAGAGAUGCAGAACGGGAAUUGUCAAACGCAUUGGACCGCUUUGAGCUUCUGCAGGUUGAUCUUCAGAGCACCACCAAAGAGAAGGAUCGGAUCUCUCUAGAACUGCAAAAGCUGCAAAGCGUCAAAGGGAACAUGGACGAAGUGAGAAGGGAGAACCAGGAACUGAGCAGGAGGCUUUCACAGCUAGAUUCACUGCAGAGGGCUCCAAAAGAUGACCUCAUGGCGCAGUGUCAGACUCUCUCCAAGCAGCUGCAGGAUGUGCAGGGGAAGCUGCUGGCCGAGAAGGAGAAGACGAUUGCCGUCACCAGGCAAUGUGAGUUCACAGAAAACGAGCUGGCGGACGUCAAGGAGCAGCUAACCAGUUUGGCCAGAAAUUGUGAGAUUGAGCGAUGCCAAAACAGCAAAUAUGAGAUGCAGGGCAGGGAGUUGAAUACAAUGUUGGCAGAUAAGGACAUCAUCAUUGAAGAGAAGGAGCAGGAGAUCAGGCUGAUCAAACAAGAGAGAGAUGAGCUCAGCAGAGAAGUCCAGGUUCUCAAAGACGACAUCGAGAGGCUUCGCUCACAUUACGCAAUCACCUCACCUGUGGCUGAAGAGAUGCCCUACUUGCAGCCAGACCCCAUCGUAGCAGGCAGCGACGCUCCUGCCAGCCGUGACCAGCAGGACAUCCCGGAUCAGCCGGAGCACAUAUACAACACCAUAGAUAGCUUGCUGGGAGCGCCAGACGAAGAGCCGGCGCUGGUGUGUCAUCACUGCCGGGAGAGCUUCCCCGGCAUAACCGAACAGGAGCUGGAGCAGCAUGAGCAGAGCCACCGAGUGUGUCCGUUCUGCACGAUGAUCUGCGACAGCAUGGAGCAGUCCAUAUUCGAAGACCACGUCUACGGCCACGAGCUGUGAGAGCCGCAUCGUCAUUUCAGAUGGGUCUCGUUGGUUAAAGAGAAAAAAAAAAAAAAACACACAAGAAAAAACA